Messenger RNA from Phyllostomus discolor (pale spear-nosed bat), 558 nucleotides. It is a transcript of the gene RPS20, whose product is annotated as ribosomal protein S20. Lineage: Eukaryota; Metazoa; Chordata; Mammalia; Chiroptera; Phyllostomidae. Gene Ontology annotation, biological process: translation. The record is from RefSeq and is a predicted model, not a curated record. Gene Ontology annotation, cellular component: ribosome; cytosolic small ribosomal subunit. The transcript has 4 exons. Gene Ontology annotation, molecular function: structural constituent of ribosome; RNA binding. The coding region runs from base 162 to 521 and encodes 119 amino acids.
CAAGCGCAGCUAUAUAAGAGCCACGCUGGCCACGCGCCUUUCUUUUGGAGGAAGUCACAGUUGCAUUUGCACCUCGGUGCUGUUCACCGCACUCCUGUUCCUGGCUCACCGCUGUUCGCUCUCGUUGAGGAACAAGUCGGUCAGGAAGCCGCGCCGCAGCCAUGGCAUUUAAAGACACCGGAAAGACACCCGUGGAACCAGAGGUGGCGAUUCAUCGAAUUAGAAUUACUCUAACCAGCCGGAACGUAAAGUCUUUGGAGAAGGUGUGUGCUGAUUUGAUCAGAGGCGCAAAGGAAAAGAAUCUCAAAGUGAAAGGACCAGUUCGAAUGCCUACCAAGACAUUGAGAAUCACUACAAGAAAAACUCCCUGCGGGGAGGGUUCUAAGACUUGGGAUCGAUUUCAGAUGAGGAUCCACAAGCGACUCAUUGACUUGCACAGCCCUUCUGAGAUUGUUAAGCAGAUUACUUCCAUCAGUAUUGAGCCAGGAGUUGAGGUUGAAGUCACCAUUGCAGAUGCCUAAGUCAUUCUUUUUAAUAAAUUGACUAUCAGUUGUUAAA